This is a messenger RNA of Lactuca saligna, 4074 nucleotides long. Lineage: Eukaryota; Viridiplantae; Streptophyta; Magnoliopsida; Asterales; Asteraceae. The record is from the annotation of a GenBank genome assembly.
AAUGGUUGUUCUCUCUGAACUUUCUGAAGGAUGUUCAUCUUCAUCAUCAACACAUGGUCAUAUAUAUGAAGUAUUUUUAAGUUUUAGAGGUAUUGACACUCGUCAUAACUUUAUCACUAACCUUCAUAAGGCCCUCAUGGAUGCCAAAAUCACUACCUUCUUGGACGAUGAAGAGAUUGAAAUCGGGGAAGAUCUGAAACCAGAAUUGGAGAGUGCCAUUAAAGCAUCUAGGGCUUCUAUUAUCGUGUUGUCCAAAAAUUAUGCCACUUCCACUUGGUGUCUUGAUGAACUGGUGUUGAUCCUUGAGCAACGGAGGACAUUCAAUCAUGUUGUUAUUCCCAUAUUUUAUCAUGUUGAGCCCACCCAUGUCAGGAAGCAACAAAGUAGCUUUGGAGAUGCAAUGGAUAAGCAUAGACAGAAGAUGGAGGGUGAGACAAAGGCGGAUAAAAGAAGUAAAUGGGCUCAAAAGAUUGAGCAAUGGAGUAAAUCACUUACAGAAGUUGCAGAUUUAAAAGGGAAAUAUGUAAAUGACAGGCAAGAGAUGCAGUUCAUCGAAGAAAUUGUUAAUGAUAUCUACCGUAUACUGCGUGUACACUUGAGGAGUCCUCUGCCAUUACUUAUUGGGAUGGAGAGUUCCAUUACAUUCAUCACCUCAUGGUUGAAAGAUGCAUCUUCACAUACAACAGACAUACUCACAAUUUUGGGUAUGGGUGGUAUCGGGAAGACAUCUUUAGCCAAAUUUGUCUAUGGAUUGGAUUGUCGUGAUUUCAAGACUAGCAGCUAUAUUGGAAAUAUUAGUAGCAGAUGUGAUGAAAAUUUUAGUGGGUUGCUUGAUCUACAAAAACAGCUAUGUGAUGACAUUUCAAAAACAAGUCCGAUUCCAGCUGAUGAUGUUUCUAUAUACACUUCAAAGAUAGAGAAUGUUGUGGCUCGUAAAAAGGUUUUUCUAGUUCUUGAUGACAUUGAUAGUGUCAACCAAUUGGAUGCAUUGCUUGGAAGCAAGGGUUUUUAUCCGGGGAGCAAAAUUAUAAUAACAACAAAGGAUGCAUGGUUGACAGAGAGCUGUGCACUUUUUAAAAUGAAUGUUAAACCCAACCAUGUAAAGCACUUGCUUCAAGGCUUACAUGUGUCUACAUCACGAAAACUUCUGUGUUUACAUGCAUUCACAACCAACCAGCCCGAGGCAGGUUAUGAAGAAGUCUUAGAAAAGUUUGUGGAGUAUUGUGAAGGGCAUCCAUUAGCUCUUGAAGUUUUGGGCAAGUCUCUGCAUAAUCGAGAUGUAGCUUAUUGGGAAGAUACCGUAAAAGGGCUAAAGAAGGAAGUUGGUUCCCAUAUAAAUAAUGUCUUGAGGUCAAGCUUUGACUCUUUGCCAUUGGAAAAUGAUAAGGAAUUGUUUAAGCACAUUGCUUGUUUUUUUGUUGGAAGAGAUAAAGAUGAUACUGAAACAAUAUUAAAGGCAUGUGAUAUAAACAUAAUAUCUGGGAUCACGAAUCUCAUUGACAGAUGCCUUUUAAGCAUUGGAUGGCAUAACGAGUUGGUGAUGCAUCAAUUGCUACAAAAGAUGGGAAGAUUCGUGGUAUAUCAAGAAUCACCUCACAAGCCAUGGAAGCGAAGUCGAUUAUGGUGUGAUGAGGAGUCACUCAAAGUGUUGAAACAAAAAAAGGAUAUGAGAAAUCUUCUAGGCCUUGCCUUAGACAUGCGAAGGCUUGAGAAAGCUGAGAAGUUGUGUGCAUCAUUUGAGCUGAAAACAAAUGUAUUGAGUAACAUGGAUAGUCUCAUUCUACUACAACUCAAUUUUGUGCAACUUAGUGGGUCUUAUGCGAAUUUUCCAGAAGAUUUAAAGUGGUUGUGUAUGCAUGGAUCCCCUUUAAAGUCUAUACCUCUCAACUUACCUAUGGAGAAUUUGGUUUCCCUAGACAUGUCAUAUAGCAAUAUUAUUGAAUCAUUUGACAUUUGUUAUAGUAAUCCACAACGAGUUCAGAAGAGGCAAAAGUUGGAUGGAUCAUGCUUAAAAGAUAAAAGGUUGCUUGGAGCAUUAAAGAUUCUUAACCUAAGUUUCUGUGAACAGCUUCAUAGUCUGGGUGGCUUUGACCAACUCCCUGCACUUGAAAGGCUAAUAGUUACAAACUGCAUCAAUUUGGUUGAAGUUUGUGAAUCUAUUGAGCAAUGUGUUGAACUUGUCCUCAUUGAUUUUAGCUACUGCAAAAAGCUUAGAGAACUUCCAAGAAACAUGAGCAUGUUAAAGAAGGUUAAAAUGUUAUUGCUAAAAGGUUGUAAUUUCGGUGAAUCUCAAAUCAAUACUAGGGAUAUGGAUUCAUCAGAAAAGCUAAAGACUACUAGCCUUAGCAUAAACACAAUAACCACUUUCUCUGUAGUUCAGCAGGCCAUACCAAGUGAUUUGAAGUUAUUAACGGUUUCUUUACCGAGAUCUUUAGUAAGCUUAGCACUUCAGAAUAACAAAUUGUCCACAGAAUCCUUUCCCAUCGACUUCAGUUCCCUAUUUAUGUUAGAAGAAUUAUAUUUAGAUGACAAUCCUAUAGUUUCCUUGCCCAGCUGUGUGAGAAGCCUUCCUAGGAUUAAGAUACUUAGCAUGCAAAACUGUGAAAAAUUGAUGUCACUCGAGAACCCUCCACAUACACUUAGAGAGUUGAUGCUUGUUUCUGAUUAUAGGCCUGCACUACGAAAGGUUUUAUUUGAUCAAAAUAUGUCCCCACUCAAGUUUUAUAUAGAGUGGAGAAUGUUUGCCCCAUCAUCAUUUGAAAUUGAAGGUGUGGUAAAAAUCCAACCAAUGGCAAGUGCUGAGAAAAUGUUAUUACGUUGUUUAGGCUGGAUUGAGCUAAACAUUUUUAAGGAAAGACGCUUAAGAACUGAUAGUGUGUCUAGAGGAAUAGAGGAAUCUGAAAUCCAGAUGUAUUACGAAUUUGGAAUAUUCAGCACAAUUUUUGAAGGCAACGAGAUGCCGAAUUGGAUUACGGAAAGAAGCCAAGGGACAUCAAUAUCAUUUACCAUCCCAUCAUCUUCUAAAAAGCUCAUAGGCUUGAAUUUCUGCUUUGUGAAUACGUUGCAAAUUGGAGAAGGUGACUCCAUAUAUACACCAAUGAUAAAAAUUAGUAAUAUAACAAAGAACCUAGUCUGGAUAUACCAGCACUACAUCGACGCUGUUGAUGGAGGGUGUUUGAUGUUUUUAAGCCAUUGGAUGUUUGGGAUGAAUGAGAUGGAAGGUGGUGACCAUGUUGUUAUUACCAUGAGUAAGAAACCAUAUGAUAGAACUAGUCAAGUGGCAAUAGAAUGUGGGGUUAGUUUUGUGUAUGAUGAUGGAAUUACGGAUGAAGAAAAACUUGCUUUGAGUUAUUACAAGUCAUGGAAUCACAUCAUUGGUAGAGAUCUCACUGGAUUUCAGUUAACAACCGGAGAAUACCUCCUAAGCAUGGAACGAUUUAUGAUUCAUGUUGAUGACUUGUUAAUAUGGGAUCGUCACCUCGUUAGAGAUGGUGCCCGAUUUAAAGAUAAGCUAGUGAACUUCAGAGCUUUCCCUUAAAGGAAGUCUAGCGUAUGGAAGAUGGCCCCUAAGUGACUACUUGAAGCUUAGGAUUUACGAUUGUGGUAACAAAUAUGUCAAAAGAUCCUUGAAGCCAUAUCAUAGGUUACAUUGUCUUGAUUUUACUAUGAAAUUAGUGUUUGCUAGCUACCAAAGCCAUUUGGUUCUAAGCCGUCUUCUUUUCAGAUGUGUUUAGGUUUUAUAAUGGCAAUGAAGUUGCUUUUUGUUUUACAGUUUUGUUAUCCCAAAGAAUUGGAUUACAGACAUGCAUGUCUAAAUUUAAUUCAAUACACUACUACAAACAAAAAGGCUUAUAUGACCUGGUUAAAUCAAUUAAAUAACGCAGCAUUGUGAAAAUAACCAUUGGGGCUUACAUCCAAAAUUACACUAUGUUACAAUUAACAACCUACACAAGUAUACAGAAACUAAGCCUUACAACCAAAACACAUAUUCAAUAUAAAGAGUAUGCUCUUAUGAACAAGUUCUAUUGAUGUAGACAUGCUAAAUAACCGAACAUUAUAGUCAUUGAUAUAAAC